AAGAUCAGACAGUUUCACUUUCAUUUCAGUCACAGAACCGAACGAGAAACAAAUCUUUAAACAGAAAACUGAACAAACUACAGACAGAGGAGUGAAGGAGCUUCACAUACUGAAGUCUGGAUGAAUGAACAUGUCUGAAAAUUACUACAAUAUCUUACAGGACGAUGAAGAGAGACGUCAGGAGUCAGAGAAGAAGAUCAGAUGAAGACUGAAGAAAGAGACGAAUAUCAACAUGUCCACCAGAAUGUUUGUCGUCCACAAUCCUCCUCGCAGGAGAAGACGGAGCAGAGACGAACCUCCUCUGAUGAGGAUUGUUGUUCUGGGGAAGAGUGUGUCUGAAAAUAGUCUGGUGGGGAACUUGAUCUUAGGACGAGCAGCGUUUGACAGUGAAGCUCCUCCAGAUGUUGUAGAGAGAGUCGGAGGAAGACUGAAGGACAGACACCUGAUCAUCAUCAACAGUCCUCAGCUUCUCCAGAGGAACAUCUCAGAUCAGCAGAUCACACACACAGUGAGAGAGUGUGUGUUUUUCUCUGAUCCAGGGCCUCAUAUCUUCAUACUAGCACUGCAGUAUAAAGACUUCACUAAGAAGGACUUGAGAAGAGUGAAAUAUGUGCUGGAAACAUUCAGUGAAGAGGCCAUUAAACACACCAUGGUGCUCACGACUGAUGACGAGACUGAUAAAUGGGCAUCUGUGAAAGCUAAUGAAUUAAUUCAACAAUUAACUGCAGAAUGUGGAGGAGGACAUGUUCAAUUUAAUAACGAAAUAGAGGAAUGGUGCUCUGUAAUAUCAGAACGACUGGAGAAGAUACUUGGAGAAAACCAUGGAGAAUUUCUUACAUGUGAAAUAUUUUACGAUGCAGAAGAAACACUGCACUGCUGGAUGAAGAUCAGAGCAGAUCUUUAGCUUCACUCAGAAUGAAGAAGGAAGAUUCUGAUGGUGUAAGUGUCACCAGAGAAGAGAAGCUGAACUUGGUGUUGUGUGGAAGUGAUGAAAACCUGAAGAAAUCCUUAUUAAAACUAAUAGAAGAGAAGAGGAGAGAUGUGGAUCUUCAUGAUCGUCAGAUCAGUGUGAUAGAGCUUCCAGCUCUGACUGGUCUCUCAAUAGAGGAAGUGAUGUGUCAGUCUCUCCGCUGUGUGUCUCUCGGUCAUCCUGGAGUUCAUGUUUUCAUCCUCAUUAUUCCUGACGCUCCUCUCAAUAAUGAAGACAGAGCAGAAACAGAGAAGAUCCAGAAGAUCUUCAGCUCCAGAAUCAACAAACACAUCCUGAUCCUCAUAAAGCAGAGCUCAGAGCGUCAGACAGAAGAACUCAGUGAAGAAACACAGUCUGUCAUUCAGAGGUUCGGAGGAAGACAUCAGCUCUUUGGUCCCAAAACACAGGUGUCCACAUUGAUGGAGAACAUUGAGCAGAUGCUGGAAGAAAACAGAGGAGAGUGUUUCUCCACAGAGAUGUUUCUGGAGACACAGAUGAAGAAACUGAUGAAAUAUGAAGAGAUGAAGAAGAAAACUGACUCAUUAGAGACACAUUUACUCUCACAAGGUUCAUCAGAGAAAGAAGAUGAGCUGAGGAUUGUGCUUCUGGGAAAAACUGGAGCUGGGAAAAGUGCGACAGGAAACACAAUCUUAGGAAGAGAAGCAUUUACAGCAGAAGAAUCGUUUGAAUCAGUGACUAGAGAGAGUCAGAGAGAAUCAUGUGAAAUCAACGGUCGACGUGUCACUGUGAUCGACACUCCAGGACUGUUUGAGACUGAACUCAGUAAUGAGGAGAUCCAGAGAGAAAUCACUCACUGUGUCUCCAUGAUCCUGCCUGGACCACAUGUGUUUCUCUUACUGGUUCCACUGGGACGAUUCACUAAAGAAGAAGAAACAUCAGUGAAGAUCAUCCAAGAGACCUUCGGUGAAAACUCAUUAAUGUACACCAUGGUGCUCUUCACCCGAGGAGACUUUCUGAAGAAGAAGACCAUCGACCAGUGUUUGGGAAAACCUGGAUCUCCUCUGAUGAAGCUGAUCGAAGCGUGUGGAAACAGAUAUCAUGUGUUCAAUAAUAAUCAGCCUGAAGACCGAACACAGGUGACUGAUCUACUGCAGAAGAUAGACGACAUGCUGAAAGAGAAUGGAGCGAGUUUCUACUCAUGUAAGAUGUUCAGAGAGAUGGAGAGAGAGAAACAAGAACUACAGAUCAAGAUCCUGAUGGACAGAGUCCGAGAAAGAGAGGAGGAGAUGGAGAAACUGAACAGAGAAAGAGAGGAAGAGAUGAAGAAACUGAACAGAGAAAGAGAGCAAGAGAUGGAGAAACUGAAGAGAGAAAGAGAGCAAGAGAUGGAGAAACUGAAGAGAGAAAGAGAGCAAGAGAUGAAGAAACACGAAGAAGAGAAAGAGAGAAUGAACAGAGAACGAGAAGAAGAGAUGAAGAAACAUGAAAAAGAGAAAGAGAGCAUGAAGAUGAUGAUGGAGGAAGAACGACAGAAUCAGGAUAAAGAGAGAAAGAAAAGAGAAGAGGAACUGAGAGAAAGAGAAGAACGAUCUAAAAGAGAAAUGAAGGAACAGGAGGAGCACAUGAGAGAUGAGAUGAAAAGUGUGAAAGAGGAGUAUAAAAAUGAAAUAAAGGAAAUGAGGAAAGAAAUUGAGAUUAUAAAGAAAGAAAAAGAAAAUCUUCAGAUCAGGUAUGACACAGAAACAGACAGAAUGAUGAACAGAAUAGAGAAAGAACGACAGAAUCAUGAAUCAGAGAAAAGGAGAAGAGAAAAAGAGUUUAAUGACAGAGAUGAGAGAUAUAAAAGAGAAAUGAAGGAACAAGAGCAGAUGAGAGACGAGAUGAAAAGAGAAAGAGAGAUGAUUAAAGAUGAAAUGAGUCUAGAAAAAGAGACUGUGAAGAAAGAAAAAGAAAAACUACAGAUAGAAAUAUAUAGACUGAUGAACAGAAUAGAGAAUGAACGACAGAACCAUGAAUCAGAGAGAAAGAGAAGAGAAGAAGAGUUUAAUGAGAGACAAGAGAGAUAUAAAACACUAAUAACAGAGAAAGAGAGAGAGAUGAAAGAGGAGAUGAAGAGAGAACGAGAGGAAUGGGAGAAACAGAAACAAGAGGAAAAGAGGAGAAGAGAAGAAGAGGAUGAGAGAAGACGAGUGCAGUGGAGAGAGGAACAUGAGAGAGAGAGAGAGAAGAUGAUGAUGAAGAUCUGCUCUGAAACUGAUCCUUCACUGAAGGUCUCAGCUUACAGGAAACUGGAGACAGAAUACAGGAAGUGGUGCUGGAGUCUCCGCAGAGCCAUGAUGGAAACUAAGAACAAACUACACAACAGAAUAUUAAAUGAAGUGAUUCAUGAGAUUGAAGAAACCGAUCUUAAAAUAGAACUGAAGAAGACAAGUGAAGAAGUGGAGAAAUCAAUGUCUGAAUUCUUUGAGAAACACAGAUAUAAAUAUAUACUGAUUCAGUGGAAAACAUCAUUUGAAAUCAAAAUCAGAGAUCUUCAAGAAAACAUUGUGAGAGAAACACAGAGAAGAUUAAAUGAGGUUCUUCAGCAGCGAGACCUGAAGAAAGAGAUUGAUGCUCUGAGAAUACAUCAUGAAAACACUCUCUGUGAAAAGAGCAAACAACUCGCCUUAAAACUCAGAGACAGAACAAAUGAUGAAGAAACACUGAAGAAAGAGUUUGAUGUGUUCUGGGAACAGUGGAUGAAGAAGAUCAUCAGAGACACUCCUCUAAUCAGAGACAUUGAUAUGAUGAGAGACGUGAGAGAGAUACUCAGUGAGAUCUAUGAAAGUGUUCCUGUAAAUCACUGAAGAGAGAGCAGGAAUAUUUUAUCUGUGCAGAGUUAUUCAGAUUAUGUGAGGCUUAAGAGAUCCAGUGAAUUUACAGGAGCUUUGAAACAUGCCUACAGAUCAGCUAAAGAGGUGUUGGGUUAUAUUCUGUCUCCAGAGGAUGAAUCUCAGAUCAGAUCAUUCGUCACAGAUGUUGUUCAGCAGACAGACAGAAUGAUUCAGUCAUUUAACAUCUCAAAGAAGGGCUACAACAUCAGCUGCCUUCAACAAAUCACAGACUACAUCAAGACAAGAGUAACACAACAUGAGGAAGAACAAGUGAGAUAUGUGUUCAAGAAAGAGUUCUUCAGGGAUUUGGUUCUGUCCAUCUGUGAGAGAGAAAACAAGACGAUCACUGACCAACACACACUGUUCAGAGAAGACAAUGAUCCUGUAAUAUAUGUAGAGAAGAAGAGAGAGGAAUACUAUAGUGUUUUCCAGAAAUACUGUCAUGGAGCCGCAUCAGCUGCUAUGUUUGGAGAGAUCAUCUGUCAGAAACUGAAAGAGCCGAUUGAACAGAGCGUCUACAAGAAGACUGCCAGAGAUAUAGCAGAUGAAAUGAGAUCAAACUGUGAAUCACUGAAUGGAAACAGAUCAAAUCUGGAGAAACACAUCCUGAAGAGACUGGCAGAAGAGGAGGACUUCGACAAAUACAUGAACUACAUUCAUCAUCCCAGAGAUCACUUCAAGAGUUUCAUCAGAGAUGAAGUCAGUCGGUACAUCACUGAUCAGUUCAGUCUCAGUGUUUUACCCAAGAUGAAGGAGAACAUUAAACUCCUGGAGCAGAAGAUCAUGAGAGCAGCUCAUCAAUCUACUGAAUGUGUUCAAGAGAACAGAGAUGAAUCUACUGAACGUGUUCACGAGAACAGAGAUGAAUCUACUGAACGUGUUCAAGAGAACAGAGAUGAAUCUACUGAAGAUGUUCAAGAGAACAGAGAUGAAUCUACUGACCGUGUUCAAGAGAACAGAGGAGAUGUUGGUUUGUGGUUGAAGAGUUUCACACAGCAGAUCUCAGAUGAUCUGAUCUUCUCUGAGAAACACCUCAGUGGAGUCAAACAUGAUGAUGUUGAUGAUCUCAAUCUCCUAGAAGAUGUGAUAAAGAGAGAACUUCCUGCUAUAAUGUCUGAGAUCAGCAGGAGAUUCAACAGAAAGUCAUUUGAUGAAAAACUGGACCUUAAAUUCAGACCAGAUGGGCUUCUGAUAGACCUCUUCUGUCAGUGCUGUUGGGCUCAGUGUCCGUUCUGUGGAGCCACCUGCACCAACACCACAGAAGACCACCCUGGAGAUCACAGUGUUCCCUUCCACAGAGUCACUGGAGUUAAUGGACAUUUCUACAGAGGAACAACAAACCUGUGUAUUAACAUCUGCACAUCAGAUGUAGCAAGUGAUCAAUGUUUUUAUCUCGAUGGAUCAGAUGAUAGAGUCCUCUAUAGAGAGUACAGAAGAGCAGGAGGAGAUUAUGAAGACUGGAGCAUCACUCCUGAUCUCUCUGAACUGAUCUACUGGAAGUGGUUUGUGUGCAGAUUCCAGAGAGAUCUGGAGAAACACUAUGAGAAAACAUUUGAGAGGGGUGGAGAGAUACCAGAUGAAUGGAGAAGAUCCACAAAACAUGAUGCCCUUGAGAGUUUGGAGAAAUACUUUUAAAAUAUAUAAACUUGUAAAGCAAAACAACACUCUUUAAGACAGUUACAAAACAAUAUAAAUAUGCU
Messenger RNA from Carassius gibelio (silver crucian carp), 5504 nucleotides. Its product is annotated as trichohyalin-like. The transcript is spliced from 9 exons. Gene Ontology annotation, molecular function: GTP binding. Lineage: Eukaryota; Metazoa; Chordata; Actinopteri; Cypriniformes; Cyprinidae. The record is from RefSeq and is a predicted model, not a curated record.